GCACAGUGAAACAAUCAGUCUAUAAAUACUCCAGCCCAUGAAUUUAAAACAUAUGAACAAAGUAAAAAAUAGUUUUUGGAUCAGAUCUAUGAUGAUGCAGAAGCUGGUGGCUUUGCUCAUCCUGCUCUUUGGCAGCUCUACAAAGUCAGAAGAUCUGACAGGGAAAGUUUUUACCUUCCCAUCGGAGUCUAUUACUCGAUAUGCAACGCUCACGCCUAAUGUGGAUGGACCUUAUUCAGCUGUGACACUCUGCCUGCGAUCCUUCCCUCAAUAUGGAAGAAUACAUUCCAUCUUCUCCCUGGCCACACAAUCAAAAGACAAUGAUUUUUUGCUGUAUUACCCAGAAAAAGGAAAAUAUAGUUUGCAUGUCCACAAUAACAUUCAUGAAUUUAAGGGGAUGCCAGACAAUCAACACGAAUGGAACUCGGUCUGCUGGACCUGGGACGGUAAAACCGGACUUACUCAAUUGUGGGUGAAUGGAAAGCGCAGUAUAAGGGCAAAGAUCUACACAGGAUCUAUUGCAGCUACAACUCCUAUCAUAAUCCUUGGCCAAGAUCAGGACAGUUAUGGUGGGGGCUUUGAUCCAAAACAGUGUUUUGUUGGAGACCUUUCAGAUGUCCACAUGUGGAAUUAUGUUCUUAAUCCUUGUGAAAUCCAGACCUACAUGAAUGGAUUUGCAUUUACACCAGGGAAUGUUCUGAAUUGGAAAACACUAAAUUACAAAGUAAAUGGAGAAGUGUUUGUUGAACCAAACGAUUCAGCUUGCCGUUCUUAGAAAGCAAGCAAACUGUAAAGUAUGCAAUACAAAAGUAAAAAUGUGCUAAUAAAUAAAAGCUUUGCUCUGAGGAUA
Molecule: messenger RNA, 850 nt
Organism: Conger conger (European conger)
Lineage: Eukaryota; Metazoa; Chordata; Actinopteri; Anguilliformes; Congridae
Product: C-reactive protein-like
Exons: 3
Coding region: 38-775 (245 amino acids)
Source: RefSeq, a predicted model, not a curated record